Molecule: messenger RNA, 4311 nt
Organism: Aplysia californica (California sea hare)
Lineage: Eukaryota; Metazoa; Mollusca; Gastropoda; Aplysiida; Aplysiidae
Product: ELKS/Rab6-interacting/CAST family member 1
Exons: 19
Coding region: 190-2838 (882 amino acids)
Cellular component (GO): cytoskeleton
Source: RefSeq, a predicted model, not a curated record
CCGAUGUCAACUUAGACUUUAAUUCAUAUUAUCUUGUAAACAUCCUGGAUUUGUUUGGAUUUUCACCUUCUCUAACGUAACUAAUGAAAGAUAUUUUUCAGUAAUAUCAGAACGCCAAAAAGUGGAGAGGGUCGCUGGAUGCCAUAAAGGGUGUCAGAGGUCAAGUAAAAACGCACAACUCUUUUAAAUAUGCCGCACAAUCCCAAAAAGAAAACAACGAGAAGAAAAAGCGAGCGCCGGGCAAUCAAAGAUGAUACGCCCGAAGAUCUAGCAAAGAAUGAAUCACCAGAAUCAGUGCUUGCAUCUUCGUCUUGUCUAAGGAAUGAUUCCUUGGAAACUGCCCUGGAUUCACUGGAGCUGUCAACAGCGAGUAGUGGAGCUCCUGAGAUAAUAGCCACUGAGACACACACAACUAUCGAUCAACAAGGCGGGAAGGAGGAGAAGAAGGAGAGAGAAGCAGAUAGCAUCUCUCUUACAGCGAGUAUCGUCAACGAGGAGGAGGAAAUUAAAAAUCUAGACUCUGAGGAAGAUCAUGAGCUCGCACUGCCCGAUGGAGUGGAGAAGAUUCCCGAGUACACGGAUGUCCUCAAAGAAGACAUGUACAGCUUUCAGAUAGACGAGCCAGAGCUCUCCAGAUUCCCAGACCUCGAUCGCCUCUUCAGCGAGGUGAUUGGAUCGAUAGAAAAAAACUUCAGACCAUCCCACGUGAUGCAGGAGCUUAGACGGUUUUACGAUCUGCUGGUCCAGUACCGGCAGAAUGAGAACAACAUUCUAGAAAAGCUGAAGAGUCGUGAGGAAGAGCUCAAAUGGCUGGCUCACAAGACAAAACGUGACCCGAGAUUGAUGAAGAUAAUACAACUAGCGGACGGCUGGAGACAGGAAAGAGCUGAAGUCGAAAAGCGAAAUGUGGAGCUAAUCUGUCAGGUUGACCUUCUUCACGGUGACCUUCGCUGCAUGGAACAGUCCACGCAGAUCAUGCAGUUGAACCUGGAGAGAAUGCAAGGGGAGCUGAAGGAGAACGAGGAGAAUACAUCAGAUCUCAAGCAAUGCCAAGAUACAGCCAUGGAACGGGAAGGGCGUCUCAACUUUCUAGAAUAUUCCCUGCAUCAUCUGCAGAGUGAAGCUAAAGAAAAACAGAAACAACAUGAAGAGGCGCUACAGUCUCUUGAGCAGUGUGAGGGAGAGCUGCGUAGUAUGAUUACACUGGAGACAAAGUUUCGCCAAAAAGAGCAUGAGAACCGGAAUCUGGUUGCUGAAAGAGAUCUGCUUAAGUCCCAGGUCGCUGCCCAUAAUAGUAACGCUGAGAAUAGCCAGAAACGUUUGGUCGUCAUGGACAGGACGAUGACAGACCUCAAGUGCAAAUUGAAAGCGUUCAAGACAAAUGUGUCCCACAUGGAAGUCACGGUGAAGAAACUCAACAGACAUCUCGCCAACAAGAGAAACCAGUGCUCUGUACUAGAGGAAGAGAAAGACAGAGCCCUUCACGAUGUUGAGCUUCUAAAAAUGAAAGUGAAAGAGGGAGAGGAUGAGAUAAAGAAGAUCAACACUAAACUCAAAGACAGAAAUAUUCUGCUGCAUCAUAAAGAGCGGAAACUUAAGGAUAUAAAGGAAAAGUUGGAAACUGUGGAGGAGAGGGAGACGGUGGCGCGCAAAGAGACAGUAGCGCUAAACAAGACGAUCUGCAACAUGGAAAGAAGGGAGACCACUGCGAAGAGAGAAAUUGAUCUAAUGAAUACGAAAAUUAUCAACGCUGACGUCAGACUCCGUAAAGAGAUGACCAGCCUGACCCUGGCGUCCAGUAAAGCCGACAGCCUGGCCAAAUCGCUGGAUGUUACACUGGUCCAGCUAAAAAAUUGUACGUCCCGCAACAACUCACUGAGGGCUGAGCAGCUAGAUGCGGACUCCAGACUAAAGACAUUUCAGGCCUUGUGUGAUGACCACGUACGGACCAUCGCACAAGGUGAAAAGAACAUGGCAUCGCUCAUCCAUAACACAAAGAAGCUGGACCAGGAGGUGACCAAAUACAGAGACACUGUGUUCUUGCUCAGGGGGAAGAACCAGGUCCUUACAGCCGAUGCCUUCUCCCAACUGGAAACCACGAGAAUCCUACAGAAACACCUGGAGUCCACCGCUAAGGAGGGAAAGUCAAUGAUGAAGGCAAUGGAUGACCAAGAGAAAGUUUUACUGUCGUUAAGGAAAGCGGAACUGAAGGCUAGAAGUCAAUUAGCUCAGCUAGAGAUUGAGAAUAACGCCCAGAAGAAUACACUUGAGCGAGCUGUGGACCAGCUGGGCAUACAGAAGACAGAGGCCAGCAAUCUGAUGAUGGCACUAAGGAAGGUGGAGGAAGAACUCAGGAGCUCCAUUGUGAGGGAAACUGCGUUGUGCCGAGAUCGCGACAUUUUCGCUACACGGGUCAUACAGGGCAAUAUAAAGCUGGAGUUGCAAACCAUAAAACUGCGACAUAUGGAAGAUGUCAUAAUGAAAGGCAACAAAGACUAUGAGGACCGAAUAACUGACAUUACUUUGCUAAGGAGAGAGAUCAGAACUUUAAGGAGGAAACUGAAGUUGCUGGACAAUACCAAAUACGUGAAUAGCGAGCUCAGAGCUUUCAAUGUGAAGAGAUACAUUGUACGAUCCAAAAGCCAAGGAUACACUUCCAAGCAAGUAGCUCGGUUAGUGACACUCCAAGGUCUGGUCGUCCUCGUGACACUAUUGCAGUUGAAGACUAUCGGAUCAGAGUCCCACGCUUGCGGGAUCGGUUUCAAACAGCUUCUAAAACUGCCAGAGAUUGGGGUGGGCUUAAAUCAAUCAGCCACUUCACCGUUCGUCGACGCUUGAAAGCCCAUGGAAUCGUUGCCCGACACCCAGCUCGACGCACUCGUCUCCUCCAAAGACACCGUCAUGUCAGACUCAACUGGGCACGUCUGCACAGGCGAUGGCUAAACCGCCAGUGGAACUGAGUGAUGUUUUCUGACGAGUUCAGAUUUCUUUUGGAUCGCCACUAUGGAAGGCAGAAAGCCUACCGGAGACGUCAUCAACGUUAUUUACCUCAGUGUGUCAGUGCUGUGGCUGACAAACGUAGCAUUAUGGUAAGGGAAUCCAUAUCCAGUACUGAUGAAUUCGAUCUAGUCAUUAUCGACGGUAAUCUGACUGCCCAGAGACACAUCAAAGAAGUUCUCUAUUCACACCGUCUGCCGUUUCUGGCUCGCCACAGGAACAAUUUCGUGUGCCAGCAGGACAUAGCACCAGCACACCGUGCCUUUGUUACCCAGAGAUUUUUACAACAAAAAUGACGUAUAUGUACGGGUUUUAACACAGUUGCCAGUAUUAUCCCCAGCUUUAAACGUGAUUGAGCACCUCUGGGACAAGAUGGACAAGGAAAUUCGCAGCCUUCGGCAACCCCCAAGGACAAUCCCACAACUGCGACAAUCAUAAACGAAUGCUUGGAAUUAUAUUCUCCAGCAAUUUAUCCAACGACUUUGGCAAUAAAUGAGGCACAGAUGUGCUGUAGUCAUCAAUGUUGGUGGGAGUUACACCCGUUACUAAUUCUGGGAUUUUGAACAUUCGAAUCGAUGUUGUGAAUUUCUAAUAAAAGGUGUGUGUUUGAUCGUUUUUCUAAUUUUUUUGUCUGCCCUUAUUGAAAAAUGGCAAGCCUUUCAAAAUCCAUUGGCAAUACGUCAUUACUACGGUAAAGAACGGAAAUAAUGCACAGAACGUAGGGUGCCCACUUUCUUUUGCUCGUCAGUAUACAUUGAAACUUCGAAUCGAGAGGUUGACCUAGUUCCAACUGUGUGUCGUAUGCUAGGCCCUGGGCCUAGGCCUAGAUCUAGGCCUGUGUGCUUCUCUAGAUUCUAGGCUAGAUCUAAAUUGCGAUGCAGAGGGAUGUCCAUAGAAAGGCCAAGAUUCUAGAUACAUGUAUAUAUAAUAAUUUACAUCUGACCGAGAUGUUGAUCUAGAUUUAAAGUGUUCUCCCAUAGAAUCUAUCUCGACUUGAUCAAUUCUCGGUAGAUCUGAUUUAGAUCUAACUCAUUCUAGGUCUAGAUUAUCUAGGCCAAAUACCACUGUCGUAAUGUUUACCUGUUUCUUAUUUAGAUUUAGAUUAUACAUCUAGUCUAGAUCUAGAUCUAAAUCUAGCCUAGGCAUCUAGAUCUAGAUUAGCUCUAAAUCUAGAGAUCGAUUAUCUUGGCUAUCUAGAUUCUAUAACUAGAGACAUAUAGAUCUCGAAUCUAGAUCUUGAUCUAGAUAUCUAGAUUAGAUCUAGAUUCACUCCCACAUGACAAUGACGUCAUGUCCGCAAUUGUACAGGUGCAC